UAUAUCUAUGUCACAUACAAAUGAAUCAAGCUAUUUGCUUAAUCAACCAUUCUUUGCGUCACUAUGAUUCUGAGACGACUGUGCUCGAGCCGCGGAUGCCUUCGUUCGCGAUAAACCCUGUCGACUAUAUGCAGUAGCAGUACCAAUAAUGCAAGCUUCGAAUGGAGUAAUGAAGCUGGCUGGCUCAUAACAACGAGCUGGCAUAACAUGCUCGCCGGUCAACAAGUCAACCGCGCGUUGACCGGGGCGUUUCCACUCUGCAAAUGGGCCCGGCGUAGUGCCCUGUGAUUGCUGGCUCAGGUCGCUGAGCCAGGCGAAUGGCGUACAUUAGCUCAGGUUCCGCCGUGCGCGCGCCCGUUUUCGCGGCUGGUGUCAAGGUUGCAGGUUGGGCUGCGAGCUGAUGGCGCGCGGUCAGUCUCAAGCAAUGCCCGCCGUGCUCGCGCCCCUUCCCGCGGCUGGUGUCAAGCCCGCAGGGUAUGGAGCUAGCUGCUGGUGCUAGGGCUUGGAUUCGGUUAAGGCCCACCGUGCUCGCGCCCUUUCCCGCGGCUGGUGUCAAGCCCGCAGGUGGUGACGCGCUGUGUGCCUGGCCUACGUCCCAAGGCCCACUGUGCUCGCGCCCUUUCCCGCGGCUGGUGUCAAGCCCGCAGGUGGUGACGCGCCGUGUGCCUGGCCUACGCCCAAGGCCCACCGUGCUCGCGCCCUUUCCCGCGGCUGGUGUCAAGCCCGCAGGGAUGGAUGGUGGAGCGAGCUAAGACAUAUGCUACGGUGUUGGCGCAUGGUGUCCAUGACGGUGCUGCUUAGUGCUCAAGUGGCUGCUAUGGAUUGUGGAGGCCAGACCAUGCCUAGUCACUUGUGUGAAUCAGCUUGGAGGUAGGCUUCCCAGCUGCAAGGGACUUCGUCCCUGUGGUCUUCUGUGGGGCAGGGCAAGUGCAGGGCAGGGCGGGGCAAGUGCGGGGCAGGGCGGGGCAAGUGCGGGGCAGGGCGGGGCAAGUGUGGGGCAAGGCGGGGCAUGACCCCUGCGGUCUUGUAAUAGCUGUUGGAUGCCUACUGUGCCUCUCUCAUGGACGGGGCGGGGGCCGUAGCGUGGCUGCGGGACCAACAGCAGCAGGGUAAAGGGAGCAUAAGCCGCCUGGCCCACUCAUCUGCGUGGGGGGUUAACCGUCUGGCCCGGUAACCCGUUAAGGGGAGGGUUACCGGCCUGGCCCAGUUUCCUCGGGGGCCAGUUAGGGGCCCUCGCCGUUGAGUGAUCCCCUUCACCAGUUAGGGGGGGGGGGUUAGGGUCCAAAACACUGACGUAGGGGGGGGUUAGGGUCCAAAACCUGCGCGCCUUUGUCUAUAAUGCUUUCCAGCAGAGUAUUGCUGCGUAUGAAAACUGCGCUGCCAAAAGCUUGCAGUUGUAGCAGCGCUUACAAGCAACAACCAACGAGCAGCUUUUGCAUGCUAUAAUUUGGCGUUUCAAAUAGUUGUUUUGCAGAAAAUCCAUUGGAAUAUAGCAAGCACCUAUUCCUCCGUGAGCUAUGAGUUCUUGGCGAUUUGCAGACAGGUGCAUUGUCGGACAUUGUCGGACGGUGUAUGCAAGUAAUAGUAGGUGCUACAGUUUACCAAGUAUGCUGUAACAAGCGUAUAAUACUUUACUUAGUUCCAUUGUAUGGUUUGACCGGCGACUCUUGUAAGUCCAUCCGACC
Messenger RNA from Chlamydomonas reinhardtii, 1685 nucleotides. RefSeq lists its product as uncharacterized. Lineage: Eukaryota; Viridiplantae; Chlorophyta; Chlorophyceae; Chlamydomonadales; Chlamydomonadaceae. The record is from RefSeq and is a predicted model, not a curated record. The transcript is spliced from 3 exons. Bases 477 to 752 code for a protein of 91 amino acids.